Molecule: messenger RNA, 867 nt
Organism: Lachancea nothofagi CBS 11611
Lineage: Eukaryota; Fungi; Ascomycota; Saccharomycetes; Saccharomycetales; Saccharomycetaceae
Source: the annotation of a GenBank genome assembly
AUGAAGGCGCUACGUGCGAAAGACACAAAUGUGGCCGAACCUAGAGGGAAUCGAAAAUACAAGAUUGAGAAAAGGAAGCUUGUUCAUGCCAAGAAGCAGCAACCUGCCGAAGCUAUCUUCAAAAAUAGUAUGGAAAGCUUCUUAGAAGUUGCACCGCUGUCUGGCAGCAAAGUAGGUAGUCCGGAACUAAGACCUCGUAGUUCAGAUAUGCAGAGCAACCAGGAUUCAAUUGCAGCGCCCGAUACCUUGAGCCAGCACGCUUUGGAACAUUUGCAAUUCACUAUAUGCGAGCGAGAGAUGGACACUACUUCGUGUGGUCAUCCCUUCUGUCACCGUUUAAAAAGGGUUAAGUUACCGCUCACUGACUUCCGGAACCUGCUGCUCUUCGAUUUAGAGAUGAUACCCGAGCAAUUUAAAGUCCAGCUUACCAACCUCCGCAACGGCUGCUAUCGUAACCAGGUCUAUCAGAGUAUUUGGUCAGACUGGAAACUGCCUCCAAAUCUCAACGGAACCGCCAAAGAAUUGAAUAAGCUUGAAGAAUUCUCCAUGGAUCAAUUGUUCAUUGGUGAAUGUGCGCCAACGUCUCCUUUAUCGUCAGGGUCGAAUUUGAAAACCACUGACAGGGUACGCAGCAGAAGAAACGUCAUGCCUCACUCUUUUCUCGCACAGAGGAACCAGAGCUCCAUUUUUGAGGAACCUCUGGAUCCAGCGGAACUUCUAAGGGAGUCGUCCUCAAUAUCUGUGUCCCUUGAAGAGAAAGCAUUUGAUAAUUGUCGUAUGCACCGACAUAAUAAGUUAGGUUGCGUACUUGCAAAAGACCCUAAAAUUUCCAAUGACGAGGAAUUCAAGAGCCAUGAUCUCAAUUGA